AUGUGUUAUGCUGGUAUUGACUGGCACGAUAUUGUAUGCUACAAGGUGCAGUUGCGGCCACUGCGUUGUGAUGCCCACGACGCGAGAGUGCCUGUGCUGUCAAGAGGUCAGCCAGGUCACCGCCAAGGCCGGCAACAAGUGCAUCACGCGCCACAAAGACUUUUUUGGUGCCAUCCUGAACCCUGUCGUCCUCCAGAUUGCUUAUGGCAUGAGGGCAAUGGAGCUGCACGACGGGGAACUCCUCAGGCAGAGAACGGCCCAUAAGAAAUACAGGUAUGUGGCAUACCGUCAGUUCUCCAGGUGGAUAUGGCAGCGGCUUGGCAAAGGCAACAGGAAAGUCCUGCCCUCCUGUGUCAUCCAAGCCAUCCGAACUGCCUAUCCGUCUGAAGUAUAUCGGGGGUUUGCGUAUCCCGCUCUGUAAACGUAUACAGAGCACAAGCUCUUCUGCUUCAUGCACACAGGGAGUUAUAAUGUCAGUGCACCGAGAACUUGUUGGCUUAUUGAAGAAAAUAGUGGGUAGACCUCUAAGCAUCUAGCAUUGAGGUCUACCCACUGUUCUUUCUGACAAAGCCAAUCUGAGCUCGGCGCCGUCCUCACGUCACCGCAACUCAUGCCCAAGAAGCAGGCGACUUUCUUUCCGCGUUGGUUCCGCUAGGAUCUACUGGACGACCUAUUCCUACUGGACCAUAACCCAAUACACCGAAUACAGAUAAAAAACCUUUAUUGCAAUUUUCGCUAGGGCUAGCCACAGUUAACUUUUACUGCACUAGCAAGUUAUCAAACCCCCAUGAAGGUUUGCCUCCCCCCUAAGCACGGUUCAUAGACCGCAUUUCCCCCUCCACUAAGCCCGCAACAAAGAAGCUGCUACUGUGCCUGCAUGCCAUUGGUGUCUUCCGCUGGACUUGUACUCCAGUCAUGUUACUGUACCUUCAGAGUGAACUGGUGUAUUUUACGCAACAGGAAUGCAGUGUUGCUGUGCUGAGGCCUAUAGAAAUAAAAGAAGUUGCA
Messenger RNA from Ixodes scapularis (black-legged tick), 1008 nucleotides. Its product is annotated as P2X purinoceptor 7. NCBI's taxonomy places the organism in Eukaryota, Metazoa, Arthropoda, Arachnida, Ixodida, Ixodidae. The transcript is spliced from 2 exons. The coding region runs from base 8 to 421 and encodes 137 amino acids. The record is from RefSeq and is a predicted model, not a curated record.